AUGUCCGAGCCAGCCUUCUCGCCUUCACCUCACCCGGCUGGCGACCGACAGAAAGACCUCAUCGUGGAAGAUGGAAUCGAGGAUCAGAAGCCUCUCAGCCCCGCGAGGAAGCCGGGGUUCUUCUCGCGCGCGAGGAUUCUGGGGCCGGUAGGGAAGGAGCAUGGGGAUCUGGCGUUGUUGGCGUGUUGUCUUGUGACGGGGAUGGUGGAUGCGGCGAGUUUUAUGAAUUGGGAAGUCUUCGUCGCCAUGCAAACAGGCAACACGGUCAUCCUCGGCCUCUCGACAGCAGGCAACCCCUCCAACCCCUACGGCUGGCUGACGACCAUGGUCUCGCUCGCCUCCUUCCUGCUGGGGGCCUUCUUCCUCUUCCGCGCCUCCAACUACCUCUGCCCCAAAGGCCCCUCGUCCAACCGUCUCUGGGCCGGCACCAUCUUCUUCCCCCAGGGCCUGCUCAUCCUCAUCGCCGCGGCGCUCGCCACGCCUUCUGGCUUGAUCCCCCAGGACCCCGCGCCGAUGGGACGACAUCAAGACAAACCCGAGGAGAUCGUUCACAAUAUCCUGAUCGUCGCUCUCUUACCUCCCCUGGCCUUCCAAAGCGGAAUGCAAAUCGCCAGCUCGAGACUAAUGGGCUUCAAUGAGUUGCCUGUGAAUGUCCUCACGUCGACGUAUUGCGACCUGAUGGGUGAUUUCAAACUCUUUGCGUUGAACAACGUGAAGAGGAAUCGACGGGUCGCGGCGGCGGUGCUUCUUUUGAUAGGCUCGAUUUGCAGUGGGUGGUUGAUGAGGAGUCCGGGUGGGUUGGAGAGUGUACUUUGGGUGGCGGCGGGGAUUAAGAUACUGGUUGGGGUGUCGAUGUGGUGUUUUCUGCCGGCUGCUGAAGACAUUUGA
Zasmidium cellare ATCC 36951 is the source of this 888-nucleotide messenger RNA. RefSeq lists its product as uncharacterized. The record is from RefSeq and is a predicted model, not a curated record. The coding region runs from base 1 to 888 and encodes 295 amino acids. The transcript is spliced from 2 exons. NCBI's taxonomy places the organism in Eukaryota, Fungi, Ascomycota, Dothideomycetes, Mycosphaerellales, Mycosphaerellaceae.